AAUGGCCGCAUGAAACUUGCUUUUUGGAUUAUGAGCUAUAGUUAAAGCUAAUAGGGUGAUGAAUUCGAAUACAAAUGAGGUAAUCAAAUAGAAAGAAGCACAAUUAUAUUUUUAAUUUCUUUUUAGAUAAACUAAUCAAACAAAAUCUAGCGAGUUACAGUGAAAGUGUACAUAUUAAAGUUUGACUUAAUAAACGUCAAAACUAUAUAAUCAAUUAAUUACCUCUUAAUUCUAUCACGUAAUCUAUAUCGCUUACAAUAUUAGGGAAUGUUUUUGUUACGUGAACCAUGCCCCUUAACAUAGCAAUAUACAUCCACCAAAAAAAAAAAAAAUUUAAAAAAUACUACUUGGGUCUUGGACUAAAAAAAACUACUUGUAAUACUUAGUUCCAAUAAAAAUAAAUAUAUUAAACAAAACACCCUUUUCGCUCUUAUUUUCUCCCUAUAUAAAUGGAUCUAAAAUCCUACAUUUUAGAAACACAACAAAAUCAAAAUCUUAGAGAGAGAAAGAGAUUGUAGAGAGAGAAAUUAAAAAUGGCGGACGUUAGAGUUGAGAGAAAAUCAUCAACCAAUAAUAAUAAUAAUGGAGGUGAAGGAGAAAUGAAGGAAAUUAGAAAAGUGAUAAUGGUUGUAUUAACGGUGGUAAUGUUGGGUUAUUUUGUGAUAUGGAUUGUUAUGCCUACUAAUCUUUACAGAAAUAAUUGGAGGAAUAAAAUGUCCGCAACCUUAACCUCGACUUAUUUUGGUACUCAAGGUACAUCGUUGUUGAUUUUCGUAUUUCCUGUUCUCUUCAUUGCGGUUCUAGGAUCCGUGUACCAUCAUUUGGGGAAGAAAUAUCUUGAUUAUCAAGUGCCAAGGAAAGACGGGAAAAGUAGUGGUAUUACAAGAUGGUUAGCAACGUGGAGAAGGCCAGUGCUUGUAAGAGGACCGUUAGGGAUAGUCUCAGGGGUAGAACUGUCAUUUCUGUUGAUGUUCAUCGCGUUUCUCGUUUGGUCCUUGACUGUGUACUUGCAUGUUGGUUAUUCUAAAAUCCAAGUCAAGGGAAGCCAAAGAUACUUGUACAAGUGGGAAGCAACGGUGUUUAGGCUAGGGCUAACGGGUAACAUAUGCUUAUCAUUGUUGUUCUACCCAGUGACUCGAGGAUCAUCCAUAUUACCCUUGUUAGGGUUAACCUCGGAAGGAAGCAUUAAAUAUCACAUUUGGCUAGGCCAUCUAACUAUGGCACUCUUCACUGCUCAUGGCCUAGGCUAUAUCCCUCUUUGGGCUAUUGCAGGGGAAAUCUCUCAGGCUUUGAAGUGGAGUAAAACAGAUGUAUCUAAUGUAGCAGGAGAACUAUCCUUGUUCUUUGGACUAAUCUUAUGGGCAGCAACAUACCCUCGAAUUCGAAGGAAGUUCUUUGAGGUCUUCUUCUACGCUCACUACCUCUACAUCCUCUUCGUCGUAUUCUUCUUCUUUCAUGUAGGCAUCGGCUAUUCUUAUUACAUGCUUCCUGGCUUCUACCUCUUCAUGAUUGAUCGUUACUUGCGAUACCUCCAAUCGAGCCAAUGUGUGCGAUUGCUAUCUGCUCGUGUCUUGUCUUGUGAAGCACUUGAGCUCAACUUCGCCAAAAGCAUGAGUUUGAGUUACAAUCCUACUAGCAUAAUGUUUGUCAAUGUACCAAGCAUUUCCAAGCUCCAAUGGCACCCUUUUACUGUUAGUUCUAGUAGUAACUUGGAGCAAGACAAAAUUAGUGUUGUAAUCAAGGUUGAAGGGAAAUGGUCUAGGAAGCUUUACGACAUUGUUUCUACUUCUUCCAUUGAUCGUCUUCAAGUCUCAGUUGAAGGACCUUAUGGACCUGCCUCUAACCAUUUUCUAAGGCACGAUACACUUGUGUUGGUGAGUGGAGGCAGCGGCAUAACACCAUUCAUCUCCAUUAUUCAGGAACUUCUCUUUAUAAGCACCACUAUGAAAUGCCAAACCCCAAAAAUCCUUCUUGUUUCCUCAUUCAAGAAAUCCUCUGGUCUUUCGAUGUUGAAUCUCCUCCUCCCGCUCUCUAGCACCACCUCGGAUCUUUCAAGCAUAGACCUACAGAUCAAGGCCUAUGUAACAAGAGAGAAAGUACAAAGCGAAGAUUACCUAAAGCAACCGCAAGCCAUUUGGUUCAAGCCAAAUGCAUCUGAUUCACCUAUUACUCCUAACUUAGGCAAGAAUGGUUGGCUUUGGCUUGGUGCUAUAAUCGCGUCAUCAUUCCUUGGAUUCCUCAUCUUCAUGGGGAUACUUACGCAAUACUACAUCUACCCUAUUGAUCAUAACACAAAUGACAUCUUCCCUUCAGCUGCAAGAACGAUCUUUACUGCAUUGAUACUCUGUGGGUGUAUGGUUGUGGCAGCCAGUGGUGCAUUCCUGUGGAACAAGAAAAGAAACGCCAUGGAAGCCAAGCAAAUUACGAACAUGGAAGGUAUAACGCCACAGGCAACACCAGAAUCACGGUUCUAUAACUCUGACAGAGAGCUUGAGAGCCUUCCUCAUCAGUCUAUCCUUGAGUCCACAGAAAUUCACUUUGGUGAAAGGCCUGAUCUCAAGAGAUUGCUGUUCGAUUGUAAGGACUCGAGCGUUGGAGUACUUGCUAGCGGUCCAGCAGGGCUGAGACACGAAGUUGCAGCCAUAUGUGGAUCUGGUUUGGUGGACAAUCUGCAUUUUGAAUCAAUCAGUUUUAGUUGGUAAGUCGCCAACCUCAACUCGGCUGCAACUGAAGAGCAACAACUUUUGAGUCUGGUUUACUUCUGGUGUGAUAGUGUGAUGCGCAACAUAUUUAACUUUGAAGCUAGAAGAAUCUGCAGUUCCAUUACAGUUUCUCCUCUUAGUUUAUAUGGCGUACCUCCGUUAUGUAGUUUCUGAAUCAAUACCAUAUAUACGGAUUGUUCUACUCCUGUACAAAUAUAAAUGGAAGAAUAAUGUAAACUUCCACCAUUUGAGUGUGAAUCCAACCUUCAUAACGUAGUUAAUGAAAACAAAGUUACAUUUGUCUUUUGCCUGUCA
Messenger RNA from Chenopodium quinoa (quinoa), 3017 nucleotides. RefSeq names its product ferric reduction oxidase 2-like. Lineage: Eukaryota; Viridiplantae; Streptophyta; Magnoliopsida; Caryophyllales; Amaranthaceae. The transcript is spliced from 7 exons. Gene Ontology annotation, molecular function: oxidoreductase activity. The coding region runs from base 534 to 2702 and encodes 722 amino acids. The record is from RefSeq and is a predicted model, not a curated record. Gene Ontology annotation, cellular component: plasma membrane.